AUGAAAGAUCAACGGACUUCAACAUUGGAAGGUUUCGACCAAGGUAAAGGAAAGGAGCGGCGACAAGCUUUUCCUGAGCUGUACGGACAAAAUAAACUUGCUGAGAGGCCGCGUUCGGUCCGCAGGCCUCCAGAUCCCCAGGUCAGAACUAUAUGA
Messenger RNA from Loa loa (African eye worm), 156 nucleotides. RefSeq lists its product as hypothetical. The record is from RefSeq and is a predicted model, not a curated record. Bases 1 to 156 code for a protein of 51 amino acids. The transcript has a single exon. NCBI's taxonomy places the organism in Eukaryota, Metazoa, Nematoda, Chromadorea, Rhabditida, Onchocercidae.